Molecule: messenger RNA, 1794 nt
Organism: Closterium sp. NIES-65
Lineage: Eukaryota; Viridiplantae; Streptophyta; Zygnematophyceae; Desmidiales; Closteriaceae
Source: the annotation of a GenBank genome assembly
AUGUUCCGCGGUAAGGGCACGGCUCGGCCAUUGCUAAACCCUGGCGCAGUGACUUUGCCGCUGUUCCAUGUGCGCGAAGGGUUUUGCGCGUCUUUCCCCGCGCCCGGGAACGGGUUUGGCGCGCCCGCGUCGUCCGCGCGACUGAGCCGUCGGGUCGCCGCCCCCGCGUUCUCCCCCUUCCUGAAGACCGCGGCUGCGCCGCCCGCAGCCCCAUCCGCGCCUUCCGCAGCCGAACCUGCGCCAGUUACAACUGGAUCUGUGCCGCCCGCAGUGUCCUCGGUACAAGCAGCCCCGUUAUCGUCCUCAGCUGCUUUCAAGCAAUCACUUAAUGACUCUAUACUGUCGGCUAUUGGCGCCAAGCCCGCUGCUGUUAACCCGAUUCCCACCACCGCCAAGCCUCCCUCCCGCCGACUCCCCGCGUAUUCCCGUUCCGCUUCCCGAACCCGCUCCGCCUCUUCCGCACCUACUUCCGCUCCCCCGGCGCACCUCCGCAGUCCCGAUCUUGUUGCGCCGCAAUCCCUCCCCGCGCGGCCCACCUCCCCCACGCCCACGCUCCCCCCUUCCCUGGCCCGCCGAGCCCCUCACUUCGCCCCCUUGCCCGAGCGCAAGGCUCCGCCCGCCCUCUCCCCCGCUCGCCCGCACGAACACCACCCUGCCGACAUCCCUGCCGGCCGCCCUGCCGUCCGGCCGCGGCGCCUGCCGGCCGUCCACGCGCUGGCGGACGGCGCGCUGGCGCUGCUGGUGCCGCUGGCGGGGUCCGGGCCGCAGGUGCUGCAGAUGCUGGGCGGCCCGGCGGCGUGGGUGAGGCGGUUCGUGGUGUCGAUGGGUCUGGCCGUGGCGCUGUACAGUGUGAGCGUGAUCGCCGCCGCGACUGCCGCGUUCUACUGGGCGUGGUGGCCGAUCUGGCGCGCUGUGGCGAAGAAUCUAGCGAUGCGCGUUCGUUACAGACAUGCUGGGUUGUGGAAGGCGCGGCUGCUGGACUUGCAGGUGGUGCGUGUGGGGAGGCAGACCAGGUGGCGCGUGCUGAUUGGCGACCACAGCCGCACUACCCUGGAGAUGGAAGUGGUGCCGCCUCACAAGAGUGUGCGCCUGAGCCGCGGCGACCCAGUGGAGCUUCUUGUCCUAUCUGACUGCCCCUCGCUCUCACGAUUCCGUGCCGCCCGGGAGAUCUUCUUCCCGCAGCGGUCCCUCUGGCUGGUGGGGGACAAGCAGGCGUGUGUGGAGCGGUCAGUGUUUGAGGAGAUGCGGAGGAAGGUGGCUUUAAGAGCCGCUGUGGAGGAUGGGGAGGACAGCGAGGGGGAGGACUGGGACGGGCUGUACUCGUUAUUGACUGAUGAAAACGAGCAGUUGCUGCAGAAUUAUAGCUAUAACGAGGCGUCUAGUAUGCAGGCGGAGAUGGAUGGUGGCGGGGGGAAGGGUGUUGGGGGGAGCCUGGGGGGAGGGUUACCUGGGGUGGGUGGUUUUGACGGGGUGGCUGGGGGUAUGUCUGGGGGAGGCGCGUCUCUGGGCGGAAUCACUUCUUUCCCUGAAAAUUUGGGGGUAAAGGAGGAGCAGGAGUUAAUGUCCCAUCAGGGGUUGCUGGAUUACUCUGCGAUGGAGGGAGCAGGUUCGGGAGGAUUCCGAGACCCGGCGCUGGUUAGUAGCUUCGGCGGCGGAGGCUCGGUAGGGGCGGUGGCGGAUGGGCUGGCAGCUUCGUCGUCGUGCCUGAUGGAUGGUGGAGGUUCGGGGCCGCUGUCUGUGCUUCUGAGUGACAGCCAGGAUUCGGAGCUGCUGGAAAGGUUAAGGGAGGUGUGA